AUGAAUGACGCAGACGAGGGCGAGGCGGAGGGCGAGGGCGAGACGGAGGAUGAGGGUGUGGCAGACGCAGAGGGCCGGGAUGCGGCAGAGGACGAGGGUGAGGUGGGCGAGGACAUGGGGAGCAGAGGGUGGAACUCACCAAAGAAGAUCGGGACCGCAGGGGCACACCGCGACCCCACAACGACACUCCUGGGUGUCAGGACAGACACGCGCGCAGGCGUGAUCACGCGGCGUGGAUGGAGGAUGGAGGGGGGAGGAGUGGGAGCAGCGAAUGCAGGGGGGCUGGAGAUGAGGACAUGCAAGACGCGCGGGUUCAAAUCUGAACACUGCCCGAUCGAGACAGAUUCCUAUAGAGCCACAGAUCCGCCAGUUUUCGGCCAUCCCGAUCUGGAGCUGCUGGGAGCCGGAGCCACAAAGAGCCGGAGCUGCUUGGCUCAUUAUCCCUGGCUCACGGCUCUGGAUAAUCGGCUCAUGACCCGCCAAGAGGUGGGCUGCAUGGAGGCAGGUGGGAUGCAGCAGGGCAAUGAGGAGGAGGGCAACAUGGAGAUCCACAUGGCUCAGAUCCGCUAG
Epithele typhae is the source of this 570-nucleotide messenger RNA. RefSeq lists its product as uncharacterized. The transcript has 4 exons. The record is from RefSeq and is a predicted model, not a curated record. NCBI's taxonomy places the organism in Eukaryota, Fungi, Basidiomycota, Agaricomycetes, Polyporales, Epitheliaceae. The coding region runs from base 1 to 570 and encodes 189 amino acids.